AUGAGCGAUUUUAAAGAAAAACAAGAAAAUCAAAAAGGUUCUUUGGAACUCGAUGAUGAUGUUGAAAUGCUUGAUUAUGACCCUUCUGGAUCGAAUUCUCAAUCAUUUUAUGAAGACAAUAAGCGACAACAAGAAGGUUGUACCAGCGGAAAUGAAGUUAUGGAUGAAUUCAUAAAAAAAACCCCUUUUCAAACGUUUUAUGAAUUUAAAUGGAUAAAUUAUAAUAGGUUGAAAGACAUUACGUAUGAUGAUUCUAAAGGAUUUCAUGUAGCACUUUUGAUAGACGGAAAUAUAGAACUUGGAAUAAAUGAUAUCAUUAAAGUUGGAUUGCAAUGCUUCAACGAGGAGAAACUUUCUGAAGUUCUUUCCCAGGAAAUAGUAAUUGGAUUAAAAAGUAUUAUUCAAGAGACACAUAUUAGUUUAGGAUAUUUGAAUUCAAACAACAUUUUAAUAGACGAUUUUAAUAACGCAAGGAUUUCUAUUUUUACCAAUUUCAGACAAGGAUCGAAUAUAGCGUAUGCCGCACCCGAGAUUUUAGAGGGGAACAAAGUUAGUCAAGCAUCUUAUAUAUAUUCACUUGGAAUGGUUUUUUAUAAAAUUAUUUUUGAACAAGAACCACUCACAAGAUUCAAUGAUGAGGAUAGAUCACAGUUUGGACGAGAUAUUCCAGAAUUUAUUACCAAAUGUUGGAAAGUGGUUCCUUCUGAUCGUCCUACGAUUAAUGAACUGGUAGAUUUCUUUUCAAGUGAAUUCAUAUUUAAUUAUGAUUCCUCCCAAAUCAAACAAAUUGUCAAUCGAGUUUUUUCGUCAGAACAAACCAGUAAUAUACUUGAGCAAGCAACAAGAACCGAAAGAUUCCAUAAUACUAGAUACAAUGAAACUCCUGAACAAGAUUAUAAUUAUCAAGAAAUUGACACAUCAUUUCAAAAUGGAAUAAUUUUUGAUCCCAAUAAACAUAACAAUAAUAUAUUUUCCGAAAAUUCCAUAUCGGUAUAUAAAUCAUUACCCCAAAAAUAUUUUAAUAAUGAUCUUAAUCAUGGUCCAGUUAAUUUUAUUAAACCUAGAAUUGAUGGGGGAUCCAAAUUUGCUGACGAUGAUAUUGCAGAUGAGUUCAAUAAAAUUGAUAAAAGUCAAAUAACUAAUAUACAAAAGUUUGAAAAUUGUCAAAAUAAUACUAGGUCUGCAAUGUUGGCAAAUGAUAAAAAAGUUAUUAUUAAGAAAUUACAGAAAUUACAAAAUAAAAAGUCAAUAUUGGUACGAAAAAAAGUAUAUGAAGAUUGUAAUACUUUUUUAAUAAUACCAUUUGCUCCUGAAGGUAAUUUAAGGAAUUAUUUAAAGGACAAGGACUUUUCUAUAGAGAAAAAGGUUGGCAUUGCAAUAAAAAUUGCAGACGGAAUCAAAUAUUUACACAUAAAAGAUAUUAUCCAUGAAAAUUUACAUCCAAAAAAUAUCCUUAUGUUUGAAGGAAUGGCACAAAUCUCGGACUUGCCAUUACCAUAUGAAAAAAAUAAAUCCGUGUUUUUUGAUCAACAAUUUUUUGACAAUAUUGGAUACAUCGAUCCAGAUUCAUUAUUAAAUGAACAUUUUGUAAAGAAUAAAUCAAUGGAUAUAUAUAGUUUUGGAAGUUUGUUGUGGGAAAUCAUGAGCGGUAAAGUUCCAUAUUCAAAGGAUAAGGACGAGGGUAUUUUACAGUUGGUUCAAAAAAUUAAAGAUGGUUAUAGAGAAGGCAACAUAAUAGAUGCUCAUAAAUAUGAACUUUGUAAGCUUUGUUGGAAUGGGAAACCGUCAGAUAGGCCAACAAUUGAAGAAGUUUUUGAUGAACUUUUACAUUUUAUAUAA
Molecule: messenger RNA, 1839 nt
Organism: Funneliformis geosporum
Lineage: Eukaryota; Fungi; Glomeromycota; Glomeromycetes; Glomerales; Glomeraceae
Source: the annotation of a GenBank genome assembly